Penicillium malachiteum is the source of this 2076-nucleotide messenger RNA. Its product is annotated as tricorn protease N-terminal domain-containing protein. NCBI's taxonomy places the organism in Eukaryota, Fungi, Ascomycota, Eurotiomycetes, Eurotiales, Aspergillaceae. The record is from RefSeq and is a predicted model, not a curated record. The coding region runs from base 1 to 2076 and encodes 691 amino acids. The transcript is spliced from 3 exons.
AUGCGAUUCUCAGCUGCUGUUGCCGUUGCGGCCCUUGCUGCCGGCUCUGCUGCUGCUGCCACUCCUGGCUGCCCAUAUGCUAAGCGUGCUGCUGGGGCCAAUGCUGCUCCAGCAUGCCCUUAUGCCAAGCGUGCUGCUGAAGCUGCCGCUGCACCAAAUGCUAACCCUAUCUCUCGCCGUGCAGCGAUUGAGGGUAAAAAGGGUAUCUUUUAUAUGAACCGUAUUGGACCAUCUGGCUCACAACUGUGGAUUUCCAAUGCUGAUGGUACCAACCAGACCAAGUUGUUGGGUGACCAGACCAAUGCUUUUGAUUACCACCCUAGUUGGUCACCAGAUGGCGAGUGGAUUGUCUUCACUGGCGAGCGUCGUGGAGCUGGACAAUCUGAUCUUUACCGUGUAAAGAUUGAUGGUACAGGGUUGGAGACUCUUGCCGAUACUUCCUCUGUUGAGGAUAACGGUGCAUUGUCCCCCGAUGGCAAGUCAGUUGUCUAUGUCUCCACUCAGGGCAACUUUACCGCCAACGUCUGGAUCAAGGACCUUGAUACUGGCAUUGCUCGUAAUCUGACCGACACUGCUUCUACACGUAGCAGCUCCAUCUGGCCCUCUGGCCACUUCCGCCCUUCAUGGUCCCCCAGCGGAGAGUGGAUUGCCUUCAGCUCUGACCGUGACACUGACUGGACUGGUCACUCUGAUGGCACUGGCUGGGAGCAUACUCAGACCCUGGGUAUCUAUGUCAUUCGCCCAGAUGGCACAGGCUUCCGUCAAGUGGCUUUUGAAGAUGAUUACGCCCUAGGAACCCCGCAGUGGUCCGGUGAUGGAAAGCGAAUCAUCUAUAACAACAUCACUCGCGAGAACACCUACUAUGCUCACGGUGUCUCCGAAGAACAGGAAGUUAUUGAGUCUCAGAUCUACAGUGUCGACUUUGCCACCGGCAAGAACAUUGUUGCUCACACCUCAGGCGCCUACCCUAAGUUUGGUCAACACUACGUGGCCAACUCGAGCAACAUCGGCUACUUCAUCAAGGCUGGUGAUCUCGAGGGUGUGCACUACACUAAGACUGACUCUACUCACAAAGCUUUCAACUUGACCUACCUCCGUGACCCCUCAUGGUCCCCCGAUGGAUCUAAGAUCGUCUACGCCAUUCCCAGCUGGACCCAGCAGGCUGCUGAGCUAGAGCUGUGGAGCUUCGACGAUGACUGGGAGUACCGCUACAUGGAUGUUUUCCCUAUGCACAACGAGGUAGUCAACCGUCUCGCUACCACUCAGAAGGUUCUCGGUGGUGCCAACGGCUCCAUGGUGUCGUCCGACCCACUAUACAACGACGUCGUCACUGCGCUGAACUCCUACUCUGUCUACUCGACCAGCAAUACCACUGAAGUUAUCUUGCUCGAGGAGGGCGAGUCCGGUGCUUUCCAGCCUACUUGGAGCCCCGAUGGUACCGAGCUCAUCGUUGGCUUCGGUGGUUGGUUCGCUGAUCGUACCACCGUCUCCGCGGCUAUCUACCGUGCCACUGCCAACGGUAGCACUUUCACUAACCUGACCGAGGUCUCUUACACCAAGAAUGACGGUUUCCCAUCAUACUCUCCUGAUGGAACCGCCUACGUUUACCGUCGCUGGGAUAUGGAGAGCGGUGCCCCAUUGGGUCUGCACAUCCAUAACUUCACUACUGGCGAGACCAGCCAACUCACUGAUGGUUGGGACAACACUCCUGGCUGGUCCCCCGAUGGCGAGCGCAUUGUGUUCACCCGUAACAACAACUACACCACUUCCUACGGUGAUCGUUGGUACGAUGACCGCUUCGAUAUCUACACCAUUCAUCCCGAUGGCUCAGAGCUUACCCGUGUUACGGAUAGUUUGGCCAACGAUGCUCACGCUGUUUGGUCCAAGGAUGGCCGUAUCAUGUGGAGCACUGGUAUGUACGGCUUCAAGGAUGAGAGCUCUCUCUUCGACAACACCUUCCAGCCUUAUGGCCAGAUCAUGAUCAUGAACUACGACGGUACCAACAAGACUCUUCUCACUGAUACCAUUUGGGAGGAUUCUAUGCCCCUGUACCUUCUUAACGAAUGGCUUGAGUAG